CUACAAGUAUAUCCCAACCGCAACAUUCUACAAUAAAAACACACACAAAAGCCAUUUUUUUUUUAUCUUGCAAAGCUUCUUCUUUUUUUACUUGAUCGAAGGGAAGCUUUUUUCUUCCCUCUCUCCUUCUAAACACAAUAAACUACAAACAAACCGAUGCACGAGCAAAACCCAUUAAAAUAUUAAAUUAUUACCCAGCAAAAUAUAAUAAUCAUCAUCAUGGCCAAAUCUCUUGUAUUCCUCUGUCUCGUUCUAUUGUCAUUCUCGGCCGCCGUGCGGGCGGACCCCACCCUGCUCGACACGGGGGAAGGACUGGUCAACGAGGCGGCGGACGCCGCCGGUGAUGCCAAGAACGCGACGGAGAACGCGGCGAACACCGCCACGAGCACCGCGCAGGAUGCACACGACGCGGCGGAGAACGCAGCGAACACGGCGGCGAACGCCGUGAACCAAACCCAGAGCGCGACGAACGAGGCCAAGCAGAACGCCGAGGACGUGGCCAACACGACGGAGACCGCCGGGAAAAACGUCCACGACGCCCUCAGCAGCGGCGGCAGCGGGUUGGGGAUGGGUCUGGCCGGGUUGCUGGUUGGCGCUGGAGGAUGGUUUGCUCUGAUGGGUUCGGUUUGAUUCGUUUGGAGGAGGAAUUAAUCCGUGUCCAUUGCGGAUUGCCCUUUUAGGCUUUGUUUGUGUAAGUGUAACUUUUUUUUUUUUUUUUUGGGUUAAUGGCGACACAGGUUUUAUUUCCUUUCUUCUUCUUGUCCCAAUGUGUGAAUGAAUAAAAAGUUGGAGUGAUGCUCCCACGCUUCAAUUUUGUCUAUUCGCUCGACGUAAAUGAAAUGGGUUUUGGAACACAAUUGGUGUAAAUUCGGUGAUCGAAGAUAAAUGUUAGUAUGAAAUAGAAAAUAUUAUUCUUGAUUGAAUAUUUUUGUGUAUCGAACUGAUAAAAAAUUCUUGCAUUAGUAGUUUAUCUCGAACUUAUUUAAAAGAUAAUUCUUAAUUUUUAAAGAGUAAGAUCAAUUUAAGAGGUCCAAAUUACACUUGAAUGAACUAUUUAUGCUUAA
Molecule: messenger RNA, 1064 nt
Organism: Linum trigynum
Lineage: Eukaryota; Viridiplantae; Streptophyta; Magnoliopsida; Malpighiales; Linaceae
Source: the annotation of a GenBank genome assembly